Molecule: messenger RNA, 771 nt
Organism: Anopheles marshallii
Lineage: Eukaryota; Metazoa; Arthropoda; Insecta; Diptera; Culicidae
Exons: 2
Coding region: 1-771 (256 amino acids)
Source: RefSeq, a predicted model, not a curated record
AUGAAUUACCAUGAACAACGGUUAAAUAAUUGGGCUGUUUUAAUCAUGUCCGGCGUUUCCAGCACGCAGAAAAAUACCAUUCUGAUGGGUCGAAAGUGUUUUCUGUGCCAAAACACGCGCUAUCGCAGCAGGCACUGCCGUUUGUUUCGAUUUCCUGCGCGUGGUACAGCCAUGUGGAGCCGAUGGUUAACAGCGAUGGCACUCGGUGAAGAAGACAUCCGUCCAAACGAGCAUCCGCGCGUGUGUCAAAGGCACUUCGAUCCAAAGCACUUUCUCACCAGGCAACUCUCCGGGAUGGCUGUACCGGUGUGGAAUUUGGAAAGAAUCAAGCAUAAAGAGCUCUACACCGGCGAAGAGUAUUCGUCUAAUGUUGUGAAGAUCUUUGAUAAGAAAACAGAAGCGACCGGUGACUGUGGUACUGAAUAUGGUGAAUUAUCAGACGAGAAGAUUUUGGAAUAUGAAGUAGCUGAAGAUGUGCCGUCGGAAGAGGAAGAAUUGGAUUUAUGUCCACCGUUAUCCACGCACGCAACUGGGGAUGAACAAUCGAAUGAAACUGAAGCCACUACUGCUCCGACCGCCCUUAGCUGCAGUAUUCUUCAACAUGAAGAGCUCCAAGAAUUGCUCUCGCUGGAAAGAGUUCGUGUGGAGCAACUGUUGCGGUUGAAUGCCCAACAGAAGCAAAUUAUCGAGGAUCAGCAAAAUCUACUGUGGCAGCUCGGUGUAGAAUACGUUGCGCUUCACCCGGACAAACUUGCCGAUGAUUCGGAUUGA